Molecule: messenger RNA, 429 nt
Organism: Corylus avellana
Lineage: Eukaryota; Viridiplantae; Streptophyta; Magnoliopsida; Fagales; Betulaceae
Product: transcription factor MYB11
Source: RefSeq, a predicted model, not a curated record
AUGGGAAGGAGCCCUUGUUGUCAUAAAGAGGGACUAAAUAAGGGGGCUUGGACAGCUGAUGAAGACAAAUUGCUCUCAGAUUACAUCAAAUCCCGUGGAGGAGGAAAAUGGGGAAAAGUUCCCAAAGAAACAGGAAUUAAGAGAUGUUGGAAGAGCUGUAGGCUUCGUUGGUUGAAUUAUCUGAGACCUGAUAUCAAGAGAGGCAACAUCACACAUGAUGAAGAAGACCUCAUCAUCAGACUCCACAAACUCUUAGGCAACAGAUGGUCUCUCAUAGCAGGGAGACUUCCAGGGCGAACAGACAAUGAAAUCAAGAAUUAUUGGAACACCAUUUUGGCUAAACGGCAGCAAAACAAUGAGAAAAGCUCAAUAGCCAGAGUAGUCGAUGAAGCCUGCAGAAACCCAGAUAUGGGUUAUCAGCAUCAAUAG